Messenger RNA from Paramecium sonneborni, 886 nucleotides. The record is from the annotation of a GenBank genome assembly. NCBI's taxonomy places the organism in Eukaryota, Ciliophora, Oligohymenophorea, Peniculida, Parameciidae.
AUGUUAGGGAACAAUGCAACUGAAAAAAAGGUAAUAGAGUUAAAAGAAGUAUCUCUAAACCAAGAAUAGAUUAGAUCAAUUUUAAAACAAUAAUAAAAAGAUUUUCGAUAAUAGAGUAUUGAGAAAAGGAAGUCUUUGAUAUUAUAAAGAAUCUAAGAUAUCAAAAAAGACAGAUUACUAAAAUCUGAUGGAACAGUGCAUCAUUCAGAGGAUUUCAGAAAAGCCAAUAAAGCUUUAGAAUAUUUUUAGCCUGAAUUACCUAUACUUAAAUUUCCUGUAAUAAUUUCCACUUAUACUAGGAAGAUACUGUUUUAAAUACUUAUGAUAAUACUAAAAGAUGGUUGAAAGAAUUCGAUUUUCCUAAUAAAAAAUAAUACUGGAAAGAGUUUAAAAGAAAAAACUUUAAACAUUAUCCUGGAAAUCCAUUUAGUUAUGCACCUGGAGUUCCUUAAUAUUUUGAGGAAUUCAAAGCUUAUCAUCAUAUUGAGCAUGAAGAAACCUAAGUUGAAAAAUAUCAACGACUUUAAUAGUACAAUAUAUUAUAUCAUGCAGGAAAAAAGUAUUAUAUGUAUAACCAACAAAAGUAGUUGGAGGUGAAUUUAGUAGACCAAUGUUCGAUAGAACUCAUGUUCAUGUUGAAUUAAACCCAAUUCAUUAAGUUUAAUAUUUACCUAAUCCUGUAACAGCAGAUUCAACUGAUUAUAGAUAAUUAAGCAGAUAAUCAAUAAAAUCAAAGUUGAAUGAUAUUUAAAGAGUGAAACCAUUUACUUCGUGUAGUACUAGAAGUUAGAUAUUCUAAUAAAAAUACAAACCAAUGAAUGCAGAGAGUAAUUUGUAAACAGCAAAAACAGCUAAAAAAUCAGAUGAUGAUGAUUUUGAUUUUUGA